UCUGUCCCCGGUGUGUGGGUCUGUGACUGUGUCCAACGGGGCCUGGUCCGUGUCCGGCCCCCCAAAUCUCCCGUCCCUGCCCCCAGGCAUUGGUCAACUAAAGUCAGAAUUCCCAGGAACUUGAACACAAGCUCCCAGUAAUUUCUGCACUGGCCUUCUAGUGAUAACUCCAAAGAAGAGUCUGCAAAUAGGAGAGCAGAGACAGGAGCUUCUGGCCCUACCCAUGGAAACUCAGGCUGAUCAUGUAUCUCAGGAACCUCAGGCCCUGCUUGAGAGUGCUCUUCCUUCCUCAAAAGUUGCUGCAUUUUCCGACAAGGACAGUCUGGGGGAUGAGGCGUUGGCAGCCGCACUCCUAAAGGCUAAGUCCCAGGAAUUGGUGACAUUUGAAGAUGUAGCUGUGUACUUCAUCCGGAAGGAGUGGAAGCGCCUGGAGCCCGCUCAGAGGGACCUCUACAGAGAUGUGAUGCUGGAGAAUUACGGGAAUGUGUUCUCACUGGAUGGUGAGACCAGAACUGAGCAUGAUCAAGACAUUUCUGAAGAAACAGGAUCACACGGGGUGCUAUUGGGAAGAUUCCAAAAGGAUAUUUCUCAGGGUCUUAAGUUUGAAGAAGCCUAUGAACAAGAAGUCAGUCUAAAGAGGCAGUUGGGAACUUCCUCUGGAGAAAGAUUGAAUAGGAAGAUACAAGAUUUUGGUCAAGUGACAGUUGAGGAAAAGCUCACCCCCAUGAGAGAGAGAAGUGAGAAAUGUAAUGAUUUGGGGAACAGUUUUACUGUAAGUUCCAAUCUUAUUUCACAUCAGAGACUUCCUGUGGGAGACAGACCCCACAAGUGUGAUGAAUGUAGCAAGAGCUUUAAUCGAACUUCAGACCUUAUUCAGCAUCAGAGAAUCCACACUGGGGAGAAACCCUAUGAAUGUAGUGAGUGUGGGAAGGCCUUCAGCCAGAGCUCACAUCUGAUUCAGCAUCAGAGGAUCCACACUGGAGAGAAACCCUAUGAAUGUAAUGAUUGCGGGAAGACCUUCAGCUGUAGCUCUGCUCUCAUUCUGCAUCGACGGAUCCACACUGGGGAGAAACCUUAUGAAUGUACCGAGUGUGGGAAAACCUUUAGCUGGAGCUCCACCCUUACUCAUCACCAGAGAAUCCACACUGGAGAGAAACCCUAUGCUUGUAAUGAAUGUGGGAAGGCCUUCAGUAGGAGCUCCACCCUUAUUCAUCACCAGAGAAUCCACACUGGAGAGAAGCCCUAUGAAUGUAAUGAGUGUGGGAAGGCCUUCAGCCAGAGCUCACACCUCUAUCAGCACCAGAGAAUCCACACUGGAGAGAAGCCCUAUGAAUGUAUGGAAUGUGGAGGGAAGUUUACCUAUAGUUCAGGCCUUAUUCAGCAUCAGAGAAUCCACACAGGGGAGAACCCCUAUGAAUGUAGUGAGUGUGGGAAAGCCUUUAGGUAUAGCUCAGCUCUUGUUCGCCAUCAGAGAAUUCACACUGGAGAGAAGCCUUUGAACGUAAUGGAUGAGCAAAAGUUCUCUCAGAGUUACUGCUGAAUUCAAUAUCAGAGAGUCAACAUGAAAGAGCCACACACCACACCUGUUUUUCUCAGUUUCUCUGAGUCUAAAGAGCUCCUGCCUUACUAUAAAAGUAUGAACAAUUUAGGAUGUGUCCCUUCUGACACAAACCUUUCACUUUAGAGAAUGGGGCAAAUUGGGCAAAUCAUCCUGGCACCGUGAUUAACAACCUAGUCAGUUUCCCCAGGAAUGACACCAGCCUUGAAAAAUGAUGAGGCAAGCAGCAUAUUCAAGUGCUGGGGAUACGAGGGAAGCUCUGGGACCAGUCACCUUCCACUUUGGAAGGGAGUUUGCACUAGACCAUUUUUCUCACACCAAGGGAGCCUUUCUUUCCAAGGUGGGGAUGGAAGCACAGUAGGAAUGAAACUCGAAGGAUUCCUCUAAGAGUUGGAGUCAGUAUAGUCCGUGCAGAAGGCAGUGGAAAGAAUGUUCUGGGCCUGCUACAAAAGGGCAAAGGCUGUAUUUGAAAGCCACUGUUCCUAAUCCAGCUUUAAGUUUUGAUAAGGAAUAUGCUAUUUUCUUUAAUGACUUCACUAAUUGUGGAAAUUUUGUGCUGAGGGAUUUGUUAUUUUAUUGAGCGGGGCAAGAGGGGUUUUCUGUGGUGACUAUUCUUUAGGGUUCUUGGGAGUAGCAAGACCAAGUUUCCAAAAACAUUCUGGCAAUUUUGUUGGAGAACCCCUCAUUCCCUGUUGUGGUAGGACUAAUUGGGAAAUCGGCUCAUCAGUGAGUCUAACAUGAGGGAGUGGAUCAAAAGCUUUUAGCAUUGGCUUCUGUUUCCUCUCCCAUUUCCUCUCACCACUUCUGUGAUGAAAAGGGAUUUAAUCUAAACCCCUACUUAGGAUGCUUUAAAGGCGCUCGCUCAUCCAGCUUGCCCUGCCCUCUGUCACUUACGACCUGUGACCGCGACCCAGCAGCCAGACUUCUCCUAACCCCACCUCUAACUUGAGCAAAGUAUGAAUGCAAAUAAAGCAAAGCCCAGAGACAGCAGGGCUCCUUGCUGGGUUAGGCUCGAGCCCCUGAGUAUUCCCAGCUGAAGGGAUGACCUUUCAUUUUGUUUUUCCAGUCCUGCUCAUCCUGUAGCAUAAAUGAAGUGCACUAUUAAACAGAAUAGUUUUUCAGAA
This is a messenger RNA of Hipposideros armiger (great roundleaf bat), 2682 nucleotides long. It is a transcript of the gene ZNF3, whose product is annotated as zinc finger protein 3. Lineage: Eukaryota; Metazoa; Chordata; Mammalia; Chiroptera; Hipposideridae. Gene Ontology annotation, biological process: regulation of DNA-templated transcription. The record is from RefSeq and is a predicted model, not a curated record.